Molecule: messenger RNA, 831 nt
Organism: Sorex fumeus (smoky shrew)
Lineage: Eukaryota; Metazoa; Chordata; Mammalia; Eulipotyphla; Soricidae
Gene: RFPL4B
Product: ret finger protein like 4B
Exons: 1
Coding region: 1-831 (276 amino acids)
Molecular function (GO): protein binding
Source: RefSeq, a predicted model, not a curated record
AUGGCCCAUCGUCUGCUGAAGGAGGCAACUUGUCCCAUUUGUUUGGAAAUACUUGUGAAUCCCCUUUCUUUCCUCUGUGGACACACAUUUUGCUCUGCUUGUUUGAAUGAAUGCAUGGCUAAUACGAACCGUGAAAUAGCUUGCCCCUUCUGUCGAAGAUUAACUCAGGGAACAGCAAUAGAGGAAAGACAAAUUAAAAUGUUAUCGGUGCUCGUCAAACAACAUGGCCCCUUUCUGGAGAGAAAAUUGCACAUCAAGAGAAGUGAACUCCCAAGUUCUCCAGAGGACCUGAAGCUGGAUGCAGCUUCUGCCCACUCCCUUCUUGUCCUUUCUGAUGACUUAAGAAGUGUCCGGUGUGGGAAGAUCCAUCAAACAGGGAUGGCAAAUCCCCAGAGGUUUAGUCACCUGCCCUGUGUCCUGGGAACACCAUCUUUUUCUACUGGCUGCCAUUACUGGGAGGUAGAAGUCGGAAAGGGGAAGGCUUGGUCUCUGGGGGUGUGCAAGGAUUCAGUGAACAGAAACAGAAAGAAACUUUCUUCAGAGUAUGGCUUCUGGAUCAUUACCAAGGAUGGAGAAACCUAUACCAGUUCUAACCCAGACAUCAGUGUUUCUGCAAGUUCUGACCUUAUCCGUGUUGGGAUUUUUCUAGAUAUUGAAAUGGAAGAAAUCAAGUUUUUUCAUGUCCAAAGUAAUGACCUCCUUUGUUUGUUCAGUCAGGUCUCCUGUUUGGAGCCAUUGCGUCCAUUCUUCUGUCCUGAAAUACCUGGAGAGGAAAGUGAUCUUGGUGCCCCUUUGACCAUCUGCCCAAGAGAAGUUGAGGCUUUACCUUGA